UCUGUGUUGAUGUCUGCUGUUUCCUGGCUGUGUGUGUUUUCACGUGACCUCUCAGAGAGCCCGUGCGCCUCUGAAGCAGCGGCGGACACUGAAAGUAAAAGGAAACUCCGCAGUUUAGAGCUCAGUAGUUGCCAAAUUACUUUAAUAUAGUUAUAGUGAACACUUGCCAUUUUCGAGGAUGUUUUCACUCGCGGAGAAAAUGGAGUUCUUCAUCGGAAACCCCUUUUCAACGCCCGUCGGUCAGAGAAUCGAAACACAACUCCAAAUGAAUAAUGAUCUUGCUCCAUAUCUGCUGGAUGCGUUAACGGGAAACUGCUAACAUGUUCAUCACAACAACUUUAUAAGAGCGAGCGACCAGCAGCUGUCUGCAGUCGGAGGACUGGGGGCUGAACAUGGAGAUAUGUGACAUCAUCAACGAGACGGACGAGGGGCCCAAAGAUGCAGUCAAAGCUAUUAAGAAGAGAAUCGUAGGAAACAAGAACUUCAGAGAGAUCAUGUUGGCUCUUACUGUUCUUGAGGCCUGUGUGAAGAACUGUGGCCAUCGCUUCCACAUUCUUGUGGCGUCGCAGGAGUUUAUUGAAGGAGUUUUGGUGCGUUCCAUUCUGCCCAAAUAUAACCCCCCCACUGCCCUCCAUGACAGGGUGCUCAGCCUCGUACAGUCGUGGGCUGACGCGUUUCGCAGCUCUCCCUCCUUAACGGGGGUGGUGUACGUAUAUGACGACCUGAGGAGACGCGGUCUGGAGUUCCCCAUGACAGAUCUGGAUGCUCUGUCCCCGAUCCACACUCCGAAUAGGAGCACCCCAGAAGACAGGACUCCUGAAACAGCCCCCGCUGCCGCUCCCACACAUCAGCCUCAACCACAAGCACUUUCCAGUGUUCCCAGCCAGAGCACUUCAGCUCCCGUCCAGUCCAGUGAGGGACCAGCCUCCCUCUCUGCAGAACAGGAACAGAAACUGCGGAGUGAGCUGGCGCUGGUGAACGGAAAUCUCACUGUGAUGUCAGAAAUGCUGAAUGACCUAACACCUGGACAGUGCCAGCAAGAUGAUACAGAGCUGCUGCAGCAGCUGUACUCGAUGUGUAAGAGCAUGCAGGCUCGAGUGGUGGAGCUCAUCCCCCAGCUGCUGGAUGAAGGGUUUAUUGGAGAGCUGCUCGUGCUCAACGAUGACCUCAACAACGCCUUCAUCCGCUAUGAAAGGUUUGAAAGACUGAACAAGACACAAGUUCCAAAUACCCCACAGCAGAGCGCUUCCACAACUCCGAGCCUCAUGGACUUCAGCCCUAAACCCUCGACUCUGAGCCAACCUGCUGUCAUCACAACAACCAGCCAACCAGCAGCCAGCACACAGGCCAAUCUACAGCAGUCAGCCAACCACAAAGAGGAAGAGGAGUUUGACAUGUUUGCCCAUACAAGAGGCAGCUCCCUGGCUGAGCAGAGGAAAAGUGUCAGGUAUGAGGACCCAGGAGCUGUGGAGGGCCUUGCUGGAGCUCUGGAUACGAGGUUGCAGGUCACAGGAGGGAUGCAACCAACGAAAAACUCUCAGCAGAACGAUGUUGACAAAUGGUUAUCGUGUGAUAUGGAAGACCAGUCUUCAGUCAGUGAGGGGGUGUCCAGUGAAGAGUUUGAUAAGUUUCUGGAAGAUCGUGUGAAGGAAUCGGACAACAGCGGUCCGGCAAUUUGCAGAGUGCCCCCCUCCACAUCCAGACCUGCACCACAAUCUACCCGACAACAGGACAAAUCAGACCAGCUUUUUUCACUUUGAGUGUGAGGACUAACAAGAGAAGCAGGUGGAUGUAAAGGUCAACCUACACACACACCAUCUCAUUGAAAUAUACCCACAAUCACACACGAGCUGUGUUAAGUCAGGUUUUCUCUGAAACCACACACACACAAUGAAACCUGUCACUACAGACCUGAUGCCUAAUCAACUUAUAAAUGCAAUAUUUCUUAGUUGAUUCCUGCUGUUUGUUAUCUUUAUGUAAGUAUAAACAACUUUAUGUGACUGUAUUUAUGAGAUGUAUUAUUAUAAUGUUGAUGUAAACAAGAACUUAAAUUAGAACAAGUGUUUACAGUUAAGUAGAAUUUUGAAAAAUAAUUAUGCCGUCACGUGCUUUUGACCCAUUGAUUUUGUGUAGAUGAGAAUAAAUGGGGUUAUUGUCCUGCAAA
Cottoperca gobio is the source of this 2164-nucleotide messenger RNA. Its product is annotated as target of Myb protein 1. Lineage: Eukaryota; Metazoa; Chordata; Actinopteri; Perciformes; Bovichtidae. Gene Ontology annotation, biological process: signal transduction. The transcript has 16 exons. Gene Ontology annotation, molecular function: ubiquitin binding; phosphatidylinositol binding; clathrin binding. Bases 393 to 1760 code for a protein of 455 amino acids. The record is from RefSeq and is a predicted model, not a curated record. Gene Ontology annotation, cellular component: endosome; membrane.